This is a messenger RNA of Chanos chanos (milkfish), 2258 nucleotides long. It is a transcript of the gene lmbrd2b, whose product is annotated as LMBR1 domain containing 2b. Gene Ontology annotation, cellular component: membrane. NCBI's taxonomy places the organism in Eukaryota, Metazoa, Chordata, Actinopteri, Gonorynchiformes, Chanidae. The coding region runs from base 19 to 2133 and encodes 704 amino acids. The transcript has 17 exons. The record is from RefSeq and is a predicted model, not a curated record. Gene Ontology annotation, biological process: adrenergic receptor signaling pathway.
CGGUAAGUACAAUACAAAAUGAGUGGUGCAGCUCUUGGAAUAGAGAUUGUCGUGGUCUUCUUUCUGGCUCUGUUCCUUCUCCAUCGUUAUGGCGACUUCCGAAAGCAGCAGCGCAUGGUUCUCUUUGGCACUCUUCUGGCCUGGUAUUUGUGCUUUCUCAUCGUCUUCAUUCUUCCACUGGAUGUCAGCACGACAAUCUACAAACAAUGCUUGAUUGAUAAUGAAGAGCAUGCUAUGACAGCACUUGUGACUGCCACCGUUUCCAACCAGACAUCAGGGAAUUCAUCUGUCUUUCCUACCAAAAGCAUCCCAAAAAAAUGUCACAAGCCAUGGAGUUAUAUUCCUGAUGGUAUUAUGCCCGUGUUCUGGAGGGUAGUCUAUUGGACAUCUCAGUGUUUAACAUGGCUCCUUCUGCCCUUCAUGCAGUCCUAUGCUCGCUCAGGAGGUUUCUCCAUCACCGGAAAGAUCAAGACUGCUCUGAUCGAGAACGCCAUCUACUACGGCACGUACCUGCUCAUUUUCGGCUCCCUCCUCAUCUAUGUGGCCGUGCACCCUCACUUGCAUCUCAGCUGGUCUGAGCUGCAGACCAUUGGGAUCACGGCGGCCAACACGUGGGGUCUGUUUUUGCUGGUGCUGCUGAUGGGAUACGGCCUGGUGGAAAUCCCCCGGUCGUACUGGAACGCCUCUCGCCGCGGGCACCUGCUCAUCAAGACCUACUUCAAAGCAGCCAAACUGAUGACGGAGAAAGCGGACGCAGAGGAGAACCUGGAGGACGUCAUGGAGGAGGUGAGAAAAGCCAACGAAUCAAUUAAGUACAACCACCCCUUGAGGAAGUGUAUUGACACCAUCCUCAGAAAGUGUCCUGUUGAAUAUCAGGAGAAGAUGGGCAGAAAUAUGGAUGACUAUGAAGAUUUUAAUAACAAACAAAACACUUAUCCCACGGAGAGGAGUCUGGUGAAACUUCAUAAGCAGGUGAUUUACGCGGUGCAGAGAAACAAUCGGACCCGUGUCCAGUGGCAGAUCCUGCUUGAUGAAGCCUUUCACCUGGAGGACGUGGCCAAAAACGAGACCAGCUCGUCUCGUCAGUUUGUCCACAGCUUUGCCUCGGCAGAACCGGCCAGCUGGGUCAGACGUUACCUGUACACACCCACUGUUGAAUGGUACUGGGAGUGCCUGUUGAAGCAGUGGUUUUACCGGCUCCUGGCUGUAGUGCUGUCUCUCUUCUCCGCGGCUGUCGUCUGGUCAGAGUGCACAUUCUUCAGCACGCGGCCUGUCCUCUCUCUCUUCGCCGUCUUCAUCCAGUUGGCAGAGAGAGAUUACAACUACAUUUACAUCGAAAUGGCGUGCUUCAUCACGAUCUUCUUUUUGUGCACUUGCGUUUACUCCACUGUGUUUCGCAUCCGAGUCUUCAACUACUAUUACUUGGCCUCUCAUCAUCAGACAGAUGCCUACAGCCUGCAGUUCAGUGGCAUGCUGUUCUGCCGCCUGACUCCUCCUCUGUGUCUGAACUUCCUUGGACUGAUCCACAUGGACUCGGCCAUCUCGCACCAGGACAAGGAGCAGACUGCAUACACCUCAAUCAUGGGUUCCAUGCGAGUUCUUUACUUCAUUGCCGAUGGAUUCUACAUCUACUACCCCAUGCUGAUCGUCCUGCUCUGCAUCGCUACGUACUUCAGCCUCGGCACGCGCUGUCUGAACCUGCUGGGCUUCCAACAGUUCAUGGGAGACAACGACAUGACCUCUGACCUCAUCGAUGAGGGCAAGGAGCUGCUUCGACGAGAAAGGAGGAAACGGCAGAGAAUUGAGGAUGGAGAGAACAGGCGAAGAGAAUGGAAAGAACGCUAUGGUCGUCAACGUGAGGAGACUGCAGCGAGAAACCGGGGCAGCUUCUCUGAGAUGAAGGAAACAAACUAUGCAGAAAUGGUCAACUCUAAUUCCAAGGCCAAAUACUCUCGCGCCGGCAGUCGGUCAGAGAGAGACUGCAUCGAGCUUCUGGAAGAUGCUGAGCCUUUGGAUUACAAUGCAGAGACUGUUACAGCUGAUCCAGCAGAUACAGACUCUGGCAGCCGGCAUGCGGGGGGGAGAUAUCUAUCCAUGUCUUCCUCCCGAAGCCGUAUCUUUGAUGACGUUUGAGGCGGGCAGAGGGAGAAAGAGGAGAAGAAAAGAAGAAGAGGAAAGUGGGUCCCAGGCAACAAGAGUAUUGGCAAGGCGAUGAUGCUGACGUGGCUUGUCGUGAAUGUAGAACGUUAACUCUCAAA